CUUCUCUUUUUGUAUCCUUUGAAAGGCUUGCUGCUUCAGUUCAUUCUCAUCUUGUUGAGAGUUUCUCACAUUUCCGUCCUUAACGUCAUACAUCCGCUCGACUCCACCUAAUCGAGACACCGCCCCUCCUUCUCCACCGGAGCUCAAACAUCUAAAUCUUUUCUUUCAGCACUCCAUCGCAACAAUGUUCGCUACAAAGCGUCUGAGCAAGGAGCUCCUUAAGGUACCAAUUCCUCCGUUUUCUUCUAGGGCUUAUCGCCUUUGUCCCCCGCAUACUCUGAGAGCAUACCAUAACGCCCAUGCAUAUUGUUCAUUCUAUGAACAUGUUUCUCUAACCUUUUUGACCUUCCAGAUGCAAGAGCAUGUCCCACCGGGAAUUUCAAUCGUCAAAUGUGACAAUCUGGAGGAAUGGCAGAUGGACAUCAAGAUCCUCGACCAGAAUCCACUUUAUCUCGACCAGACUUAUCGCCUGAAGUUUACCUUCAGCAAGAAGUACCCUAUUGGUAAGCCCCGUCUUCUCAGCCGAAAGCCCUCUGUCUCUAUCGACUCCUUCGGUAGCUCCAUUCCAUCCCUCUUGUCUUUGCCUCGUCUUUUUAUCGGAUUAUUCUGGGUUUUGACAAUCAUUUUAGAACCCCCAGAGGUCCAAUUCAUGCAAUGUCCUGCCUCGACUGGCACACCCCGCACAAUCCCAAUGCAUCCCCAUAUAUACAGCAAUGGCAUUAUCUGCCUUGACCUUCUAGGCUCCGCCGGAUGGUCCCCAGUGCAGACAGUCGAGAGCAUCUGCAUGAGCCUUCAGAGCAUGCUUACCGCCAACAAUCGUAACGAGCGACCUGCCGGUGACCAGGAGUUCAUUGCCACCAACCGCCGUCGCAUCCGUGAUAUCAACUUUGUCUACGAGGAUGACAAUGUAUAA
This is a messenger RNA of Penicillium samsonianum, 913 nucleotides long. RefSeq names its product ubiquitin-conjugating enzyme E2. The transcript has 2 exons. The coding region runs from base 185 to 913 and encodes 242 amino acids. The record is from RefSeq and is a predicted model, not a curated record. NCBI's taxonomy places the organism in Eukaryota, Fungi, Ascomycota, Eurotiomycetes, Eurotiales, Aspergillaceae.